Molecule: messenger RNA, 855 nt
Organism: Thelazia callipaeda (thelaziosis nematode)
Lineage: Eukaryota; Metazoa; Nematoda; Chromadorea; Rhabditida; Thelaziidae
Source: the annotation of a GenBank genome assembly
AUGUUAAUUCCAAGAUCGUCAACAACAGCUUUGAUGUGUGAGCCUUUAUUUGCUGGUACCAGUAGCAAAGCACAGUGGUUUCACGAUGGUAUAUUUGUAAGCAAUGUUUCACGUACUUCGAAUGCUAUAUUGCACAAUCGCACUUACGUUUUUGAACAAACUGUACCAAACGUUGGUUUUCUUAUCAUCACAAAUAUUACUCUCGAUGAUGAAGGAGAUUAUUGGUGUCGAGCAGAUAAUGGAGAAGAAGGUGAAAUAUCUCAUAUUAUUAUCGCUUAUAUUAACAGUUUUCCGAAUUAUUCUAAGCCGAUAUUUUAUCCACCAAAGGCAUAUUUGGGACAGUACCUUAUUGCUACCUGUCCAACAACAGAAGCUUUUCCAGCACCAACUUUAACAUGGCUUUUGAAUGGGAAAGCAAUUGAUUUAUCAACAAGACGAAUUGUACAAAGUUUUAAUGGUUCGCUUAAAAUUUUGCAAAUUUUACAUCAAGAUAUUGGCUUGUAUGAAUGCAUUUUGACAAAUUUUGCGGGUCGUACGAGUGCUAAAGCAUUUUUAGAACUUACUCAACAACCAGUUAAUGAGCAUUUUAAUGGUGUAUUGUUUACAAAAGCUUGUCAAAAUCCAUUUCGAAGUGGUUUUCUAUGGUUUUUGAUCGGUUGUUUUGUCACAUGCUGUGGCGUACUGUUAUAUUUGAUAUGCGCAAUGGCUUUGAUUCGUUCUGGUUCUCGGUAUAAGAGAUCGCUCUAUCCGAGCCCAUUAAUUCAUAAUUAUCCAAACUUAGCUCCAGGAUUUCGAAAAGUGGUUGUACAUGCAAGUGAUAUGCGUCAAAACUUGAUUGCAACUACGCCAAAUUAA